This is a messenger RNA of Monoraphidium neglectum, 1680 nucleotides long. Its product is annotated as proteasome component ECM29. NCBI's taxonomy places the organism in Eukaryota, Viridiplantae, Chlorophyta, Chlorophyceae, Sphaeropleales, Selenastraceae. The record is from RefSeq and is a predicted model, not a curated record. Gene Ontology annotation, cellular component: nucleus; cytoplasm. The transcript has 11 exons. Gene Ontology annotation, biological process: proteasome assembly. Bases 1 to 1680 code for a protein of 559 amino acids. Gene Ontology annotation, molecular function: molecular adaptor activity.
AUGCAGACGCUGCAAAAGCUUCUGCCGCUCGUGAUCGAGAAGCUCUCGACCCAGAGUGCGCUAGUGAGGGCCAAGGUGCUGGAGCUGUUGGGCCAUGUCAACAAGCGCCUCAAGGCCGCCCGCUCCAUGGGCCUGCCCCUGCUGGCGCUCGCCCGCCUGGCAACUGGCUCGCUCAACCCCAUGGUCCGCAGCUUUGGGCUCGUGUACACGGAGAUGGCGGUGGACCGCGCGCCGGCGGGCGAGCUGACUAAGGCGCUGAUUGCUGGCGCCACCGCUGGCAGCCCCGUCCUGUCCAGUGGCGCGGGCGUGGCCGUCAACGGUGGCAGCGGCAGAGCUGGCGGCGGUGCCGCGGCCGAGGCGGGCGGCGGGGACGCCGAAAUGGGCGAGGCAGGCGGGGCGGUGCCUGGGGCCAGCGGGUCGGAGACAGUCGCGCCUGCGCCUGAGGCGGCGGCGCUGCUGCAGCCUGCGGAGGUUCUCAUCCCACUGUUGGUGGCGGCCUGCGACCCCUCUGAGCCUGUGUCAAGGCGCGGCGAGGCGCUGGCGCGGCGCCUGUGCGGCGUGGAGAGCCCGAAGACCAGCGUUGACCUGGAGGACGCUGGGCUGGUGGGGCGCCUCAUGGCCCUGGUGCUGGGGGGCGGCGGCGGCGGCGUGGAGGCUGGCAAGGCCGCCACGCCGGUCGGCCCCGCUCUGGCGGCGCGCAUCAUGCAGCUGCUCGUGCGCUCGGUGGCAGCGGCGCAGCGGUUCCCGGAGAACGCGCGUGUGCUGAGCGUCUGCCUGUAUGGCCCGGGCGCCCCUAGCUCCGGCGGUGGGCAGGUGCCGCUGGGAGCGCCGUCUGGCGGCGCCACGGGCCGCCUGCGCGCGCUGGGCAUGGAGUGGUGCGUCUGGGUGAUCAAGCACUCCCCCCAGCACCAGCUCAAGGCCAUGGCGCCCUCGCUGCUGGAGCGCCUGCUGCCCGCCACCGGGGGCGGGGGCGCGGCGAUCGGAGGCGGGACAGGAGGAGGGGAUGCGAUGCAAGUGGAUGGGCCGAGCGGCGGGGCCGGGGGCGGCCCGCAGGAUGCGGCCAUGCGGGGCUGGGCCUACCAAGCCGUCGCGGCGCUGGCGCAGCGGCUGCCUGAGCAUUUUGAGGGGGAUGUGGGUGUCGCGCGCCGCUUCUUUGGCGCCCUGGCGUCAGAGCCCGCAGGCAGCCGCUCCGCCCUGCAGGAGGCCGUCAGCAGCCUCGCGGGCGCCUACUCCCUGGCAGCCGCCCGAAGGCGCCAGCGGGCGACGGCUGCCGCCGCGAACGACGGCGGCGUCGCCGGGGCGGCGGGGGACGGGGGUGAUGACGACAGGUGGUUCACGCGCUUGUUCCCCCCAAGCCACGCCCCCUCGCGCUACGCGUGCUGCCUCGCCGCGGGCGACCCCAAGCCUGAAAUUCGGGAUGCAGGCCUCCGCGGCCUCGCCCUCGCGCCCGGCGGCGGCGGGUACGGGCCGCAGGCGCUCGGCGGCGGCGCGGGCGGGGCCGGCGGCGGCGGCGGCGCAGGGCAGCUGCUGGCCGCGCUGUACCCAGCCCCGAAGGCGCUGCUGGCGGUUGCCGUGUCGAAGCACCCCGGGCUGUCAGGGGCUGCGGACCCGAACCGGCCCCUGCCGAUGAAUGACAGGGCGCUUGAGGCGCUGGUGGCCUUCCUUGGCUGCUGCAGGUGA